UCGCGGUUGCUCGCGUCGGCAUCGUUCGAUGGAACGAUCAAGCUCUGGGAUUGGACAACUUGGCAGUGCCGCUGGACGAAGAGAGCUCAUAGGGGCAUAGUCCAGGCCGUUGCAUUCCUGCCCAACUCGCCAGGCUGUCUCGCGUCCGCGUCGGGACACAACGUCAAGUACUGGGAGGUCGCGACAGGCCAGUACCUGCAGACGGUCAAGGAGUCUUCGGACUCUGGCCGCGCCACCGCCUUCUCACCCGAUCGACAGAGCGUAGCCUUUGCAACCGGGCAGCCGUUCUUCAAGACCAUCGAGGUCCGCAAGCUGGCAGCAGCCCACCUUGGGCAGACGCUCAAGGGCCAUCGCGGGUUCGUCAACUCGCUUGCCUUCUCUCCCGACUCGCGACUACUUGCGUCCGCCUCAGACGACAACACCGUGAGGGUCUGGGUUCUAGCCACGGGAACAUGUCGAUGGACGCUAGACGGGCAUCGCGGCCGGGUGACGUCCGUCGCCUUCUCUCCCGAUUCCCGGCAACUCGCGUCGGGCUCCGACGACAACACUAUUCGCAUCUGGGUCCUCGGGACAGGUCGGCGCCGGCUGACUCUCCGGGGCCACGGCGGAACAGUCAAGGCGGUAGUCUUCUCGCCCCUCCACGACUCGCGCCUCCUGGCGUCAGCCUCGGCGGACCGAACGGUUAAGCUCUGGGACGUGGCCCAGGGGGACUGUAAGCAAACACUCGAAGGGCAUGGCGAUACGGUGAUAGCGGCUGCCUUCUCGCCUCACGCGCGCCUGGUCGCCUCCGCCUCGGCCGACAAGACCGUCAAGGUUUGGGAUCCUGUGACGGGCGCGUGCCUGCGGACGCUCGAGGGCCACAGCGACACGGUCAGCUGCGUCGCUUUCCCAUCCGAC
Molecule: messenger RNA, 897 nt
Organism: Thermothielavioides terrestris NRRL 8126
Lineage: Eukaryota; Fungi; Ascomycota; Sordariomycetes; Sordariales; Chaetomiaceae
Exons: 1
Molecular function (GO): protein binding
Source: RefSeq, a predicted model, not a curated record